UUGAGACUGUUUCCCCCGGAUACUUUUCGAAAGAAACAUUCGUUUAUUCAUAUUUGAAUAGUUCCCCAUCUUGCACCAGGUUCCCGCGAAAGAACAUACAAAGCGAACCCCCGCGGGGCAACUUGCAGUCUUCCUCUCAACAUGGCUGCUACCAACGAGACAAAAUACUCGCACCUCCUUCAACCACUCGCCACGCUCUCCCCGCCAUCUAAUUCACGAACAUGGCAAACGGCACCGCAUCCUUCACAGCCCAUCGUGGCAACCGCAUGCUCCGAUCGUAGCGUGCGAGUGUACAGCCUUACAUCUUUCACACUGUUGCAUUCCAUCACAGGCGGACACAAAAGAAGCGUACGGAGUGUGGGAUGGAAGCCUGGAGUUAGAGGGCAAAGCGUGUUAGCUACGGGCAGUUUUGAUGCCAGCGCAGGCAUCUGGCGACGACGCGACGACGGCGAAGACCCGCAGGACUUUACAAACCACGGCGGAAGACGCGAUGGAGAAGACGAAGAAGAGGAUGAUGACGAUGAUGAGUAUCAGUUCGCUUGCAUUCUCGAUGGCCAUGAAUCUGAAAUCAAAUCACUGGCUUGGUCGCCGUCUGGUCAAUACCUUGCGACCUGCUCGCGCGACAAGUCAGUCUGGAUAUGGGAGGAGCUCGAGGACGACAACUUUGAGACGGUCGCUGUACUUCAAGAGCACGAUGGAGACGUCAAAUGUGUGAACUGGCACCCCGAAGAGGACCUGCUGGUCAGCGCAAGCUACGAUGAUACGGUCAGGCUAUAUAAAGAAGAUAGCGACGAUUGGAUGCAGGUUGCUUCCAUCGACGGGCACAAGAUGACGGUGUGGUGGGCUGAGUUCGAGGGCAGCGGCAUGUCAUCCAAAGACUGGAGGAAAGGGAGAGAGGGCCUGGACGAGAGGCAGCGCAACUACAUUGAGGAACUGGAGCGGUCGGGCCCACGACUGGCGACCUGCUCCGACGACUGUACCGCGCGGAUAUGGCGAAGAAAACCUAGAGAGGGCCAGAACUCGGGGUCCAGCGGCAUGCCGUCCAUUAUUCGUAGCACCGCCAUCGACGAGGAGUGGUUCGAGGAAUCCGUUCUUCCGCAGCAGCACACCAGAGCGAUAUACUCUGUUUCCUGGUCACAAACGAGUGGCUUGUUAGUUUCGGCUGGUAGCGACGGGAAGAUAGUGGUGUAUAAGGAGCGGUGGAAGAGUGCUCCAUUUCAAGCGCAUAACGAACAUGGGACAUUGGCCGAAUGGGUGGUGAUUGCAGAGUUAUGGGAAGCGCAUGGGGUGUUCGAGAUCAAUCAUGUUACUUGGGCACCAAGAAAGGACAAAGGAGUCAGGUGGGAAGGCGAAGAGGUGAUACUCAGCACCGGUGAUGAUGGUGAAGUCAAGGUGUGGGAGCUGAACGAGCAGAGCGGCGUGAGCGCAGUAGCAAAGGGCGAUGAAAUGGUUGCAUAGAC
Messenger RNA from Periconia digitata, 1460 nucleotides. Lineage: Eukaryota; Fungi; Ascomycota; Dothideomycetes; Pleosporales; Periconiaceae. The record is from the annotation of a GenBank genome assembly.